AGAUUAUCAAACCUUGGAUAAAACUCCAGGGAUAAUAUUGUCCACCAAAACCAAACGAGUUUUUCUGUACAAAACACCACAAUCUGUUACUGGGCUUUGGCCGAUUGCAAUUACAGACGCUUUUGACUAUUGUACACAAUGGUUGGCGGUUUGUACGGCGACUUACCCCCUCCGUCUUCCGCCGCGGAAGACAGCGGCGCCACCACAUCCACCACCAAUGUCUGGUCCAGCAGCGUUAAGAUGGUCCCUCCCACUCUCCGCAAGCCCCAACCCCCUCAGACAAUCCUCCGGGCACCACACCCCAAGCCCAAACAACCCCAGCCUAAGCUCACCACCACAGCUCCCCAAAACGCCGAUGAGAACACAAACCCUAACCCCAGCACGUCGUCUUUUCAACCCGCACUCGUCGGAGUCACCAGCUCCGUCAUCGACGAAUACGAUCCGGCCCGGCCGAACGACUACGAGGACUACCGCCGGGAGAGAAAGCGGAAGCAGGCGGAGGCCGAGGUUAGGCGGGAGCUGGAGGAGAGGGAGAGGAGAGAGAGGGAGAGGGAGGAGAGAGAGAAGCGAGAGAGAGAUCGCGAUAGGGAUCGGGAAUUGAAUAUCUCAGGAGAGGAGGCGUGGCGGAGAAGGGCUGCUAUGAGCGGCGGCGGAGGUGGCGCUCCAAGGUCGCCGUCGCCGCCCCCUCCGGGCAACGGCGGAGGAGAAGGGUUUAGCAUCGGGAAAUCGGAGAGUGGAGGAUUGGGGCUGGGGGCGGAAGGGAAGAUGACUGCAGCUCAGAGGAUGAUGGCGAAGAUGGGCUGGAAGCAAGGACAGGGCUUGGGCAAGCAGGAGCAAGGGAUUACGGCACCGCUCGUGGCCAAAAAGACAGAUAAGAGAGGUGGAGUUAUUGUGAAUGCCAGCGAGUCGAACAAGAAGGUUAAGAGUGUUAGCUUCAAUGGGACUCCUACCAGAGUUGUGCUUCUUAGAAACAUGGUCGGCCCUGGUGAGGUGGAUGAUGAUUUAGAAGGUGAAGUGGCGGAGGAGUGUACUAAAUUUGGUACAGUGACUCGUGUCUUGAUAUUUGAGAUUACUGAACCAAACUUCCCACACGAUGAAGCUGUAAGAAUAUUCAUUCAGUUCGAGAGAGCAGAACAAGCAACUAAAGCUCUGAUAGAACUCGAAGGCCGCUUUUUCGGUGGAAGGAUUGUCCGUGCUUGCUUUUAUGAUGAGGAGAGGUUCAGCAACAACGAGUUGGCUCCUUUGCCGGGGGAAGUCCCUGGCUUCUUUUGAGUAUCUUCUUUUCAGUAAUUUUGAAGGUUUAUCUUCUUGAAUCUCCUUGCUUUUAGUCAUAAGUUAUGAGCAAUGUUCUUUAUUUUCAGCCUUAGUGUUAUUUGGUGAAUUCGAAUUUGAUAACUAUAAGAUGAAGUCUGCUGUGUACCCCUUUAACAAGAUGAUUAUGCUCUAACCUUGUUUUGGUUAUGUUAUGUAAUUUUUAGUUGCUUCUAUGUGAGAAAUUCUGUGUAAGAGUCGACAAAGAAUGGCUUUAGGCCAAGUAUCACAGGAAUGUUAGUAAGUACCAAUUGAGUUUGUCUAAUUGUUAGAUGGAUUGACCUAGAUCAAAAUUGCUCAAUUAAAUUCUAGUGCUUC
Molecule: messenger RNA, 1629 nt
Organism: Striga asiatica
Lineage: Eukaryota; Viridiplantae; Streptophyta; Magnoliopsida; Lamiales; Orobanchaceae
Source: the annotation of a GenBank genome assembly